Molecule: messenger RNA, 333 nt
Organism: Nerophis lumbriciformis (worm pipefish)
Lineage: Eukaryota; Metazoa; Chordata; Actinopteri; Syngnathiformes; Syngnathidae
Source: RefSeq, a predicted model, not a curated record
AUGGAUGACAGCGACGAGCUCGGUCUAGUUCUUUCCCACAACACAUCAUCUGGCUCCAAGUCGGGCGGUGACAAGAUGUUUUCCUUAAAAAAAUGGAAUGCCGUGGCUAUGUGGAGUUGGGAUGUCGAAUGCGAUACUUGUGCCAUUUGCCGGGUGCAAGUGAUGGAUGCUUGUCUCCGAUGCCAGGCGGAAAACAAACAAGAGGACUGUGUCGUUGUUUGGGGAGAGUGUAACCAUUCUUUCCAUAACUGCUGCAUGUCCCUUUGGGUGAAGCAGAACAAUCGCUGCCCCCUCUGCCAGCAAGACUGGGUGGUUCAGAGAAUCGGCAAAUAA